AUGACCGCCAUUCUACUGCUAGCCCUAGUGUCCCUUUGCUGGGCAGCUUUGCCAGUGGUAGACCUGGGAUAUGAACUGCACAGAGCAAAUUCAUUGAAUAACACCCAUGGGCUGUACAAUUUCAGCAAUAUCCGCUACGCAGCACCUCCGGUAGGUGACCUGCGCUUUCGAGCCCCCGAGUGGCCUAAGCCCAACCGGUCGCGCAUCCAAGAUGGCUCGACUGGCCGAGUUUGUCCUCAGGCACUACCAAUCUGGGAAGAGGAGAUUGCGCCCGGUUUUCUUUUGAGUCUUCUUGCUGGCACCAAGUUCAAUUUGUCAACCGACAUCUCUACCUAUCCGUAUAUUCCGGAUAAGCUGGAUCCCCGGACAACCGAGGACUGUCUGUUCCUGGAUGUUAUUGUUCCACAGAAGAUCUUUCAGCGUGCUCAGCAAAGGAAAGGGGACUUUGUCGCAAAGAAAAAACUUGCUCCCGUGAUGGUUUGGAUCUACGGCGGUGGCUUCGCGCAGGGUGACAAGACCCUAUAUAAUCCCGAAGGGCUGAUCGAUCGAAGUGAGGCUCGCGGAGAAGAGAUCGUAUAUGUGGCAAUGAAUUAUCGAUUGGGCGCAUUCGGCUGGCUGGCAGGGAGCAGCCUCACAGCUGACGGCACUGCCAAUGCCGCCCUACACGACCAACGCCUCGCCCUCAAAUGGAUACAAAAGAAUAUUCAUCUUUUUGGAGGCGAUCCAUCUCGAGUCACAGUCAUGGGUGAAUCAGCAGGGGCAGGAUCUAUCAUGCACCAGAUUACAGCCUAUGGCGGCAAAAACGGAUCUGCUCCGUUUCAACAAGCAAUCAUUCAAAGCCCAGGGUGGAACUCAAUCGUCUCUCCCGAGCAGCAGGAGCAAACUUUGCAGCAGUUUCUCGAAGCCUUGAAUGUUAGUUCGGUCGAAGAGGCCCGCCGCCUGCCGUCGGCGGCUCUGAUCGCUGGAAACGCGUAUCAGAUUGCCGCCAAGGCCUUCUAUGGCAGUUUUAUUUACGGGCCAGUCGUGGACGGCACAUUUGCACCGGCCUUGCCAGGACAACUUCUGCUGUCUGGUGACUUCGAUCGCAACCUCAGUGUCAUGGUCGGUCAUAAUACCAAUGAGGGCCUCUCGUUUGUGAAUCCUAACGGGACGAAGAGCAACUUCCUUCCAAAUAUACUGAAAGAUUUAUUUCCGACAAUUAAGACUAAUGUGACUCGACAUAUUACUGAUGUCCUUUAUCCCGCCCAGUACGACGGCAAAUGGGGCUACACCAAUCCAAUCGCCCGUGCCGCGCUUGUCCUGUCAGAUGCCGCGUUUGAGUGCAAUACCGACUAUCUCAAUCGGGCAUACCAGAACCAGACAUACGCCUACGAGUUUAGUAUUCCGCCAGGGCUACAUGGUCAGGAUGUCCUAUAUACUUUCUUCGACAAUGGCACCAGCACGGUGACCUCAAAUCUGGGAGUGUCAGUCACCAACGUGACGGUCGCUCACGCGAUGCAGGAUUGGUUUGUCAGUUUCACCCAUGGAGGGACCCCGAGAUCAUCGCUGACUCCAACCUUCCCGCGCUAUGGGCCCCGCGGGCAACUCAUGAACAUUGGAAAUGACACCAUAGCCGCCAUGCGCGAUACGACUAAUAACCCCCGCUGUCGGUUCUGGCAGACUGCUCCAUACUACCAAUAG
Messenger RNA from Penicillium waksmanii, 1680 nucleotides. RefSeq lists its product as uncharacterized. The transcript has 3 exons. The record is from RefSeq and is a predicted model, not a curated record. Bases 1 to 1680 code for a protein of 559 amino acids. NCBI's taxonomy places the organism in Eukaryota, Fungi, Ascomycota, Eurotiomycetes, Eurotiales, Aspergillaceae.